Beauveria bassiana ARSEF 2860 is the source of this 903-nucleotide messenger RNA. RefSeq lists its product as uncharacterized. The transcript has a single exon. The record is from RefSeq and is a predicted model, not a curated record. Lineage: Eukaryota; Fungi; Ascomycota; Sordariomycetes; Hypocreales; Cordycipitaceae. Bases 1 to 903 code for a protein of 300 amino acids.
AUGAGCCAGCAGCAGCUUCCAUUUGGCUACCUCUCCCAUAUUGACUCGUACAUGGCCACCGUCAACGCCUUUACGGCUCCUCCGCAGCCACAGUCCGCUGCCCAACCCCCACUACCACCACCACCACCACCAUCAUCAGCACCGCUGACCACCACCACCGCCCUCGCCACCACUACCACCCUGCCCGACUGCUUUCGCACUCUCCGCUGCGAUGGUUGCGAGAUGCUCUUUGCCGAGGCCGCCCCCGACGAGCUCCGGUGGACGUUUCCCUGCCGCCACGUCUACUGCGUCGCGUGUGCGGCGCACGCCCGCGCCGCCGCCCUCCGCAGCAACGUCCUCUGCCACCGCUGCGCCAACAUUAUCGUGCGCAGGCUCGACAACCCGCCGUGCACGCACCAGAUCCCCGCCGUCGCGUUUGACGUGCGCCGACCCGACGCGUUUCCAGGCUUUCCCGAGCGAUACAAGCUGGCGCUCGGGCAGCGCACGGGGCCGAAAUGUCAGCGGUGCUGGCUGGUGGCGCGGCUGCAGAGCGUGUCGUACAGGAUCGCUCAGCGGUACAGGGUGCAGGAUUGGGGAUUUCCGGGGGAGCUGUACGCGUGCGUGCAGGUUGAUAGGCAGCGGAUGGUGCACGGCAUGCGCGGGGAGCUGCCAGAGGUCGAGGUGGACGCGGAGGGGGAUGUUGAGCUGUGCAGGACGGGCAUCAGAGAGGAGCUGAGCCAGAUUGCGUCGGAUAUCUGUGGCGGGUUGGGACAGGUGCCCAUGGAGCCGAAUUUUGAUCCCAGAGGGCAUAUUGUGGUGCAGUACAGGCUGAGAGGCUUUGCACAGUGGAUGAGCAAGAAUGCAAUCGAUGUGAGGAGCAUGCCGGUUGGCCUGCGGGCGGCCGUGUACGGGGAGUGGACAUGA